AUGAUCAAUGAAACAUUCCUAAAUUAAGAACCUGAGCAGUUUUAUGACUAUUUUCCAACUAGUAUCUCAUGUCCUCAAGCAGAAUUAAGCGAAUAUGAAUCUCCAGUUAGAUAACAUUAUAUUAGUUCUUUAUGCUUCUAAAUAAAAAAGUACUAAAAAUAGAAAAAUAUUACUUAGAAAAAUCAAACGACAAUAGAAUCGACCUAGUUUUUUGAAAAUUGAAGAUAGUGGAAGAAAUGUAAAAUUAUAUUCAUGCUCCCUUUCAUCUAAUAAUACAGAGAAACCUGAAAAUGAUACUUAAUGA
Messenger RNA from Paramecium octaurelia, 304 nucleotides. The record is from the annotation of a GenBank genome assembly. NCBI's taxonomy places the organism in Eukaryota, Ciliophora, Oligohymenophorea, Peniculida, Parameciidae.